This is a messenger RNA of Macrobrachium nipponense, 1790 nucleotides long. Its product is annotated as aspartate aminotransferase-like. Bases 113 to 1420 code for a protein of 435 amino acids. NCBI's taxonomy places the organism in Eukaryota, Metazoa, Arthropoda, Malacostraca, Decapoda, Palaemonidae. Gene Ontology annotation, biological process: biosynthetic process. The transcript has 11 exons. The record is from RefSeq and is a predicted model, not a curated record. Gene Ontology annotation, molecular function: pyridoxal phosphate binding; catalytic activity.
AGAAUACACAGUUCGCUGCGCUCUGUUCCGUGGAGAGGAGUCGGAUUACUGACCCGCACCUGCGAUAGUUUGAACGAGAACUUAGCGAAAAGUUUAAAGGCAAUUUGGCAUAAUGAAGACUAAAGAAGUGGCUCAUGACUUGGUGCGGGAUGACUUAGCCCACUCGACACCGGCGUCAAAUCUUGCUUUCAACGAAGAGGUGAAAGCGCUCAUAAAAUCGGGAAGGAAGAUAGCUCACUUCGGCUUUGGUCUGUCGCCGUUCCCAGUUCCGAAGUGUAUGGUCGAUUGCGUGAAGCAGUUCGUCCCUGCCAAUGAUUAUUUGCCUGUCGUCGGCAUUCCAGAACUGAGAGAAGAAAUAGUGAAAUUCCACGAAAGGUACGACAACAUCACCCUGAACGUCAACAACUUCGUCAUGGGCCCUGGAAGCAAACAGCUCAUUUAUCUCGUCAUGACCACAUUUAAAGGAGACAUUCUCUUGCCUGCUCCUGCAUGGGUCACGUACGCACCUCAGAUCCGCCUUGCAGGGAAGGAACCUAAAAUAAUCCAGACGGACAGUAAGAGCGGUUGGAAGCUCACUCCUCACUCCUUGGAAGAGGCUGCUGUCCUGUGCGGACCCGGAUGGAAGCUUCUCAUUCAUACGAACCCAGGGAAUCCUAGUGGUACAUGCUACACGCACGAGGAACUAAGGGCUCUCAGUGCCGUGUGCCGUAAGCGGUCGAUCAUAGUGCUGAGCGACGAGAUCUACGCUCGGCUGACCUUCAGCAGGGAUCACGCCUCCAUAGUGCAACAUUAUCCCGAAGGAACCAUCUUAAUCACAGGGUUCAGCAAAUGGGCGUCAGCUGGUGGGUGGAGACUUGGGUACGCCCAUUUUCCGAAUAGGUUGCAGGAAAUGUUCAAUGCAGUCAAAAGCGCAGCUUCGCACACCCAUUCAUGUGCACCGGCCCCCAUGCAGUAUGGGGUCGCCAAGGCACUUAAGGAGAACGCUCAAGAACUGGACCAGUACAUGAAUAAUUGCGCAAAAAUCUUGCAGGCCGUCAGUAACUACUGCCACAGGGAGCUGAACAGCGUGGGCGUCGUCGGGUGUGAGAGCGAAGCUGGGUACUACUACAUACCCGACUUCGAGGUCGUCCGCGGCGGUCUUCUCGCCCUUAAGAAGAAGGCCGACGGGGAAGUCAUGUCGAGGUCUAUGCUGGAAGAAGCUGAUGUGGCGUUAAUGCCAGCCGCUUCCUUCCUGAGGCCAGCAGAGGAACUGAUCUCCAGAUUCUGCUUCGUCUGCUUCGAAGGAGCCAAAGCGCUUGAAGCACUAGAAAGCUUGCCCUCCAAUGUCGUCCUCGACGACGACUUCGUCCGCCAGUACUGUUUGCCGGUGGUCAUGGGCGUGGAGAACCUGAAGAAGUGGAUUAAGAAGUAUACGAGAUAAAACCAGUUUGGGAAAUACGUCUGAGUGGGUUAAGGAAUUUCCUAGGUUUUUCCACAAGCGCUCAGACUCUCUCUCUCUCUCUCUCAAAUUCCUAGAAGGUUAAUAGGACUCUAUGAGAGUGAACUUAAUAUUCUUAAGAUAAAACAGUUUUUAUAAGAAGUGAAAAAUAAUUAAAAACCCAUACUUUUUUUUGUGUCAAAUAUACAUACCUGUCUCGUGUAUGUCAAUUGAUAUGUAAAAAAAUCUUUUAAGAGAAAAACUAUUCAUCAUAAUGGUAGUAUGCAUUUUACCUUUCGACUGACAGCAAAAAUGGAAAUAAUUAGGGAAAUUUAUCUUAUCGAAUGUAUGAAGGACAUCAUGGCUAAUACGG